AUGCCCUCAAACUUCACCAUCCGUCCUGCCCUUCCAUCAGACGCCCCCGGUGUAUCUGCCCUCGCUAUUUCCUCUUGGCACGACGUCUACGCCAACUCCGUAUCUGAACUAGCCACAGAGGCUGCGACCACCACUACAUUCUCCGAAGACUCGAUGAGAAAAGAUCUCGAAAGCCCGAAUCAUAUCACAUUGAUAGCGGAGGGCGGUCCGAGUGGUAAGGACGUCGUGGGACUUUCCGUCUUGAAGAGCGGAGUCAGUACCCCAGGUGUAUCAAUGCCAUCAGCUAUCAAGCUGGGCAGGUUCUACGUCCACUCGUCUCUUCACGGAUCUGGCCUUGCGCAGAGGCUUUUGGAAGAGACAGAGCAGACAGUGAAGGAUACGGGCGAGCAUGAGGGAUCGUGGUUGCAUGUGUGGUCGGAGAACGGGAGGGCGGUGCGGUUCUGGGAGAAGGAGGGGUUCAAGAGGGUGGGGGAAGAGAGUUGGGUUGUGGGCGACAGUCAGUUGGAGUUGAUCACGAUGGAGAAGGCGUUAUGA
Cryptococcus amylolentus CBS 6039 is the source of this 534-nucleotide messenger RNA. RefSeq lists its product as hypothetical. Bases 1 to 534 code for a protein of 177 amino acids. The transcript has a single exon. The record is from RefSeq and is a predicted model, not a curated record. Lineage: Eukaryota; Fungi; Basidiomycota; Tremellomycetes; Tremellales; Cryptococcaceae. Gene Ontology annotation, molecular function: acyltransferase activity, transferring groups other than amino-acyl groups.